AUGCUUAAGAAGCCGAGGGAGGCGCCAGCCCCCCGCGCAGCCCCCGCGCCAAAGCCGAACCGGGGGCUAAACCCAUCAUCACCGCCUCCACCAGCAGCUGCGGCAGCAGAAGUGGCAAGAGAGGUGAUCUCCAAGGAAAAGCCCCUCACACUCGACGCCCUUCUCACCAACGGCUGUAACGUGCGCGUCAGCGUCAACGACCUCGUGGCAUACGAGUAUGUCGACAAACAAAAACACUGGCAGUGGGGCCUCGCGACCGUCGCCGCGCUACCGGGCCCGCGGCUCGUGCAGCUGCUGCUCUGGCGCCACGACGGCACGCUACGGUCGAGUUCACAGGCACCCGCUACAGUCAACAUUUCGGAGGAGGAGCGCAGAAAAGCGGUGCAGCGGCUCGAGCAGCUGCGGCAGCAGCGCGACCGCGUGCAGGAGGAGGCGGAGACGAUGAACCGCAACCUUGCCUCACGACAGGCCGCAUACGCGGCGGCGCGGCGCCGCAUAGAGACCGAGGCGAAUGCCGCCGAGCAGACACUGAUGGAGGCGCGCACCCGCGUUAAGCAAAUUGAGGCGCGCGACUGGCGUGAGAUCCGCUGCUACCGCAACCCGCCUGCCAUCAUAGUGCUCGUGAUGGAGGCAGUGCUCUCGGUGCUCGGCGAGCACUGCGUGUCGUGGACGCAGAUGCAGUCCGUUAUCCGCUCCAGCGACUUUGUACACAAAGUAGAACAGUUCGACCCCUCUCGCCUCAGCGACCUCGUAAAGCGGAACGUGUGGAAGAAAUACAUCUCGAACCCGCGCUUCACCUACGCGGACGCGAUGAACGGCAGUCAGGCACUCGGCUAUCUGCAGCAGUGGGUCGUCGCCCAUGUGGCGACCGCCAACGCGACGGAGAGCCUCGUCGAGUAUGACAUCGCCCACGCCGACGAGCGGGCAGCGCUGUCGGGACUCGAGCAGCAGCUCGGCGCAUUCCAGCGGGCGCUGCGGGAGUACAACAGCGAGGAGGACCGCCUCCGCGCGGUACUGGAGGGGGAGCCGCUGGUGUUGCGCAAAAAACCCCACAACGCUGCAACCAGUUGCAGCAACAUCAGCAGCAACAGCGGUAACAUCGGCAUCGACAAGAGCAAAGAGAAUGGAAGGGAGUAUGAGGAGGCGGGUGAGGUGCAGAUUAUACCAGAGGCGGACCAAAACAUGAUUGUCCCACGCAAUGGCCCCAUACCACAGCCUAUGGAAAGGACGAAGAACAACAUGAGCGACCUCGACGACGAGCAUGAGGAGCAUAUUCAUGGCACGAACGCGAUAUGGAGCUUCACAGAUGAGAUCAUCGUUACACUGCGCUCCGCCAUUCUCUGUAACUAUGACAAGCCGGAGGGCACAAUUCUGCGGCUGACGCCGGAGCAGGUGCAGGAAAUCGAGGAUGCUCUGACGCGACGCAGCGGUAACUGGGAUCAGGAGAAGCACGCAGACGACGAGCGACGCAAGCUGCAGAAUGCCCUUGAGGACCUCCGCGGCCGGCAUGCUCGCACGCUGAAGCGGCUGCAGGAACUGGAGAGUGGUAACCACGGUCUGCAGCGUGAGCUGGAGGACCGCGAGCGCGAGCUGGAGAGACUUAACCAGGCGAUUAACGAGCACGGGGUACCGCUGCAGACGCCGCGGUACUCGGUGACAGGCUCCUCGCUCCGCUCCACACCACGCGCUGGCGUUGCUGCCGCCCAGCUGGCUGCUGCUGCUGCUGCCGCCGCCGCCACGCCCCUUGCUGAUAAAUUGAUGGACGCCGAGGAGGACCCGGCGGAGAAGAUCGCAGAUCUCGAGGAGCGGCUCAGGCGCGCGCUGCACGACAACCCAACGGAGGCGCAGGUGCAGCUGCUGGAGGACGACCUCCGCGCGGUGCAGGAGGAGCUGCGACAGAAGAAGGAGGAGCUCGACAGCUUCCGCAACGCGAUCUCGCCCAGCUACUACACCUCAUCGGCGCUGCGUAUGGAUAAAGAGAGCACACCGGAGGCGCAGCUCGCCGCUGCGCAGAGGCAGAUCGAAGAGCUCGAGGCCGCACUCGAGGAAGCGCUCGCAAUCGAGCAGCUUCGGGACCAGGAGCAAGGGGAACGGCGACAGCCCUCUGUGGAUGACGCCAAUAAGGUGGAUGAGCUGCAGGCGCAUGUCCAGCGCAUGCAGGCGGAGGUGCAACAGCAACGCCGCGACGCCGAGAUCGCGGCGGAGCGGUUGAACGACGAGCUGCACGCACACGAGGCGACGCGAGAUACACUGGCGGCGAAGGAGCAGGAGCUGCAGGCGCUGUGGGAGCGGCAGAACAGAGCUGAGGGAGAGAAGGAGUCCACGCGCGAUGCCCUGCACGCCAGCGAGGGGGAACUCGAGAAACUCCGUGACCAGCUGCGGGAGGCGGAGGAGAACGUGCAGCAGCUGCAGGACCAGGUGGAGGCAGCACGGCUGCUGGAGGGGGAGCGACAGCGCGACACGGCGCAGACACGCGAGGACCGCGUGGUAAAGAUGCGCGGCGUGAUCGACCAACUCAUGCAGGAAUCGCAUCGGCAGAAGCAUGAGGCGAAUUCCACCGGGUCUGUCCUCGAAGAGGUUCGGGCAUUACUCGGGAAUAAGGUUGUGAUCUAG
Molecule: messenger RNA, 2613 nt
Organism: Trypanosoma grayi
Lineage: Eukaryota; Euglenozoa; Kinetoplastea; Trypanosomatida; Trypanosomatidae
Product: dynein heavy chain, cytosolic
Exons: 1
Coding region: 1-2613 (870 amino acids)
Biological process (GO): microtubule-based movement
Cellular component (GO): dynein complex
Molecular function (GO): dynein intermediate chain binding; minus-end-directed microtubule motor activity; dynein light intermediate chain binding
Source: RefSeq, a predicted model, not a curated record